Molecule: messenger RNA, 1051 nt
Organism: Cuscuta europaea
Lineage: Eukaryota; Viridiplantae; Streptophyta; Magnoliopsida; Solanales; Convolvulaceae
Source: the annotation of a GenBank genome assembly
GGUGUAUGAGGUGUAUAUAUAUAUUAAGGAUGGGAGUAUCAUAAUUUAUUAGCAUUAAACAUGAUUAGUGAUAUUUCUAGGCCUCUUCCAUCUCAAUGGAAGAAUGGAGAUGAUAGAUCCGAGAUGAUGGGGAAGAAGCUCAAGUUGUUCGGGGUCGAGCUCGACUGCACGUCGGGAGGAGUCGAGAUAGCCGUUGGAUCGAAUGGCGAUCCUCAUCAUGAAGAUCAUCAUGAUAGUAGUGUGAAUAAUUCAUCACCAUCUUCUACAAUAUCAUUUGAAAGGAGAGUAACUGUGGUUAAACCAUCCUUAGAAAACAAGAAAUUUGAAUGCCAAUAUUGUUGUAAAGAGUUUGGAAAUUCCCAAGCCUUGGGAGGACAUCAAAAUGCCCACAAGAAGGAGAGGAUGAGGAAGAAGAGGCUCAAAUACUAUCUCCCACCAUCAAAAUAUUGCAACAUCGGUCCCUAUAGUUAUGAUAUCAUCAACUAUGACCCCCAAACAUCUUCACCUUCAUGUGUUCUUGAUCCUUCUAGCUCCCAAAUUAGGUAUUUGGAACCGUUUCUUAAAGAUUCAUCCGAGUUCACACUUACCAGUAAAGACAUACCUUGUAGAAGAAGGUUUGAAGAUUCAAUCAGCAAAAUCUAGAGAUAAUGGUCAUAUGAAUUCGAACAAGCCAUCUGCUAAUAUGCCUCCAAGUUUAAACAACCCUUGUAAAUCUUUAGAUCUUCAUCUGGGAUUGAGCUUGCUGGAUUCACCAUAGUUCUUCAUUUUUUUAAUGUUAUUCCAUCUAUAUAUAUAUAUAUAUAUACAACACUCUUAAUUAAGAAUAAUCUUUUCUUUUUCCUUUUAAAAUUCAUAAACUUGAAUCCUUAAUGAAACACGUAUUACACACGUUAAAAUUUGCGUGCAAAUCAUAUAAUUACCCAAACAAGAUCUAUCACUUCAUGUCUUUUGUAUUAUUGAAUAUUAUUAAAAAUAGUGUAUAUAUUUUAAGAUCUAUCCACAUAUAAGACUUAUUUUAAUAGAUUUAAUAGAAGUUAUUGAUUGAUCAGCU